This is a messenger RNA of Anastrepha obliqua, 2037 nucleotides long. RefSeq names its product RNA polymerase II-associated factor 1 homolog (gene atms). Gene Ontology annotation, molecular function: RNA polymerase II complex binding; chromatin binding. Gene Ontology annotation, cellular component: Cdc73/Paf1 complex. Gene Ontology annotation, biological process: transcription elongation by RNA polymerase II. The record is from RefSeq and is a predicted model, not a curated record. Bases 148 to 1914 code for a protein of 588 amino acids. Lineage: Eukaryota; Metazoa; Arthropoda; Insecta; Diptera; Tephritidae. The transcript has 3 exons.
UUCAUUUUGACAUUUCUACCUUGCUUCGCGUUAAAUUAAUUGUCACCAACUUCGCAUUCAUUUACUAUUUUCGUUUGUGAAGUUUUCUUCGUUUGUAAUUUUUAUUUAAACAAUAAACUGUGAAAGGUUUGAACAAUAUUUCCCAUAAUGCCGCCGACUAUCAUCAAUACGACGACAAAUGCCGAAAAGCGACCUGUUAGGCCUGCGGAACGCAAAUCUGAACUGAUUUGCCGCGUGAAAUAUGGCAAUAGUCUGCCGGACAUACCCUUUGACUUGAAAUUUCUACAGUACCCGUUUGACAGUAAUCGAUUUGUGCAAUAUAAUCCAACUUCCUUGGAGCGCAACUAUAAAUACGAAGUACUUACUGAGCAUGACUUGGGUGUGACAAUCGACUUAAUUAACCGCGAUCUAUAUCAAGCCGACCCAUAUGCUCAACUUGACCCAGGCGAUGAAAAGCUUCUGGAAGAAGAUGUGCACACCCCUCAUGAUUCAAUGCGUUCACGCCAGCAUUCACGAAGUGUUUCGUGGUUGCGAAAAUCGGAAUAUAUUUCGACAGAACAGACGCGCUUCCAACCGCAAAAUCUUGAGAAUAUUGAAGCCAAAGUGGGUUAUAAUGUUAAGAAGUCGUUGCGCGAGGAAACGCUGUAUCUUGAUCGUGACGCACAAAUCAAGGCUAUUGAGAAAACAUUUAAUGACUCGAAACAAGAAAUCAGCAAGCACUACUCUAAACCUAAUGUGGUACCUGUGGAGAUACUUCCGGUGUAUCCAGAUUUCAAGAAUUGGAAGUAUCCAUGCGCUCAAGUAAUAUUCGAUAGUGAUCCUGCGCCUGCCGGCAAAAACGUACCAGCACAACUGGAAGAGAUGUCGCAGGCCAUGAUUCGUGGUGUAAUGGACGAGAGUGGCGAACAGUUUGUUGCUUAUUUCCUGCCUACUGAAGAAACUUUAGAUAAAAGACGCAACGACUUUGCCGAAAGUAUUCUAUACAAGGAUGAUGAAGACUACGAGUACAAGAUCGCUCGUGAAUAUAACUGGAAUGUUAAAAGUAAAGCUUCUAAAGGAUACGAAGAAAAUUACUUUUUUGUUGUGCGCCAAGAUGGUGUAUUCUAUAAUGAGUUGGAGACACGUGUACGUCUAAAUAAGCGGCGUGUAAAAGCUGGACAACAGCCCAGUAACACUAAAUUGGUUGUUAAACAUCGUCCCCUGGACUCCAAUGAGCAUCGUAUGCAGCGCUACCGUGAAAGGCAAUUGGAGCCAACCGGUGAUGAAGAAGAUGAAGAAAUGGAAGAAGAGGAAGAGAUUGAAACCCCCCCUCAAGUUUCAAAUGAGAAAGACAAUAAUAAAGCCCCUGAAGUCGGUGAUGCAGACGAAUCUGAAAAUGAAAAUGCUGAAGCUGCUCAAAGUGCCAGAGAUCGCCAAUCUCGUUCGCGUUCUAAAUCGCAUGCAAAAUCAAAAUCUCGUUCACGUUCAAAUUCUGGUUCCGGAUCACGUUCAGGUUCAGGUUCUCGUGCUUCCCGUUCUCGUUCGCGCUCCAAAUCAGGCAGCCGCAGUCGCAGUGGUUCCCGUUCUACAGCACAUUCAGGUUCGCGUUCGCGUUCUCGUUCUGCAUCUAAAUCACCGUCACGAUCUCGCUCAGCCACACCCGCCGGUUCCCAUAAAUCGGGUUCGCAUUCACGAUCCGCUUCACGUUCACCAUCGCGCUCGGUCAGCCGUUCUCGCUCACGCUCACGCUCCGGCUCCCGAUCGCGUUCGCCAUCAAAAACACCUGCACGGUCACGGUCUCACUCCGGAUCACGUUCGGGCAGCGCGUCAGGUUCACGUUCUGGUUCAGCAUCACGUACACCAUCACGUUCAGGUAGCGCUACACCGAGCGGUUCCGGCAGCGGCUCGGGCAGUGGCUCAGAAGCCGAAGAAUAAAUAUCUAAAAACUAACAAUGAAAAAUAUGUUUUAAAUUAGCGACCUUCUGACAGAGUAUGCUAUCUGUAAAAUUAUAAUUGAUGCAAAAUUUUAUUGAAUAAAAAUCAAGCGGACAAAAAAUA